CCCUUUCUGUUUGACAGGUAAGCAGAGGAGAACACAGGCCUACUAUUAUACCUUGCAAGCCCAUUUUCAGCAGAAGCUGCAAACGUGCCUGUGACUAUGUUACAGAACUUGGGCUUUAUGAUAUGCCUGGUAGGGGUUGCUGGAAUUAUUACAUCUACUUGCAUGAACCAGUGGAGCACACAAGAUCUUACGAACAAUCCUAUCACGCAGGUCUAUACUUUCCAGGGGUUAUGGCGUACCUGCAGCACCGAGAGCAAUGGUCUUACAGAGUGCCGCCCAUAUUUGACUAUCCUUGGACUACCAGCUAUGCUCCAGGCUGUAAGAGCACUGAUGAUCGUAGGCAUUGUGCUGGGUGCUUUUGGUCUCUUGGUGGCUACUUUUUCCCUGAAAUGUUUACGGAUGGGCAACAUGGAAGACUCUGCAAAGGCAAGCAUGACUUUGGCUGCUGGAGUCAUGUGCAUUGUGUCUGGUAUCUGUGCUAUCUGUGGAGUAUCUGUUUUCGCCAACAUGCUUGUCACAGACUACUGGAUGUCAACAGCUAAUAUGUACCAACCAGGAAUGAUGCAGUCACUCUCAGUAAGAUACACAUUUGGUGCUGCUCUCUUUGUGGGAUGGGUUGCUGGAGGCCUGGCCUUUGUGGGAGGCAUUUUGAUGUGUGUUGCUUGCCGAGGACUGGUACCCGAGGAGACCCAUUACAAGGCAGUCUCCUACAAGUCUGCUGGGUAUAAAUCUGGAACUGCUUAUGAAACCAAGAAGACUCCUGUAAUGGAUAAUAAUACUGUCAAAAGUGAUGAAGGAAGACGUUCCUACCCUUCAAAAUAUGACUAUGUAUAGAAAUUGCCUGUUAUUAUAUGGCUCCACACUCAAUUUGUUAAAACUUUAGCUUUAGUCCAAACUAAGAGCAAAGUGCUAAUGGUACUGCUCAUCUCUCUUUGAAUUAUUCUUGAGUUUGUCUUUAUGAUGCUGGAAAUCUCUUCUCUAGUUGUUUAUUAAUGUUUGCUUUAUGACUGUAAAUAUUGUGGUAAGCUUGAAAUGAAUUGAUUAUAUCCCCCUGAAAAUAAUUGCUUUCUUUUCAAAGAGAGUUGAAAACACUCCAUUGACAAUUUACUAUAUUUUAAAUAGGUGUAACUAUAUAGUAAAAAACCGGAGCAUCAUUGCAGUGUACAAUAUUGAAUCUAUUACAGGUUCAUGCUUUGAGACUUUAUAACAGUGUUUUUCAAAGUUUUAAAGUUUUGGGAACUUUAAGAUUCAUGGACUUCAACUCACAAAUUCCCAUGUUGGCUAAGGAAUUCUAGGUGUUAAAGUCCACAUAUUUUAAAGUUCCCAAGCUUGAAAAACACAGCUUUACAGUUUUGGACAUACUUUGAUAAACUACUUGGAUGUUUUUCCUAAAUCGUUCAAAAUUCAAUCCAAGUUAAGAAAAAUAUUUUAUUUUAAUUUCUAAAAAUAAUAUAUAACAUUAGAAUUAAUUUAGGGUGAAUAUGAAGUAGGAUUAAUUGCUAAAACAAAUACCCUUGCUCUAUUUCAACAAAUAUUAUGUCCUAGUGUGUUUUCUUCUUAUUUCAUUCAUUCUUAAAAAAACCUGAUAUAAUAAGAUGUCAAUUGUUCUAGCUUGCUUAUAGCAAAUGUUUCCUUUAUUUUUGAAUACACUUUCAGCCAUGCAUCUUGUAUGAUACAAUUAUCUUGUCAUUCUUACACUUGAGUCUUGAAUACUCUACUGACAAAAUAAAUUUGCAACAUUAGUAUCACAUCAUAUUUUCUUGAGAGUGUAUUACUAAGGUAACAUUGGUCUGCAUCAUCCUAUCUUCUUGUUUAGGAUGCUACAGAUGGAAAAUAGCAAACUCAAAAGUUAGACCAUUUCUUAUCCCCUGAUAGUAUUUUGGAUGUAUAGGUGUUUUUUUUUUUUUUUUUUGCUAAAUUUCUCUUUUGAAUUAAGUUGCAAAUGUUUAUAAUCAGCAGAAACUUCAAAGAAAUCUAGAGACUUGUAUUCAUGCUUAUGUUUUCUAGUGCAGUUUUCCUUUCCCACAUAAUUUUGGAGGCAUUUUUAAUAGAAUAUAUUUUGUGAGUUUGUUUUUUCCAAUAUACACUUUUUAACAUUGUUUUAUAUUACUUCAUUUUAAAACUGGCUUAAGUGUUCACAUGGUUUUUUCUACAUUUUAUGACGGUUCAAGAUCUGUAUAAUCAUUCAGACAUUCCGAUGGGCCAUAUUUCUCACUCUAUUCUAAUGAUCAUCAACUUUCUUCAAUAGCUAGUAGUUUUGAGUUUAAGUGCACAUAAAAUAUAAAGGCAAAAUAACUAAAAUAAAUGUUUUGAAUUUGGGUUGUUUAACAUGCAUAGAAUUGUAACUUAGUUAAAAUUCUUUUGAUAGAUAUUAUCUUAAUAGUUAUUAAUUUGACAAAUGUUAAUGCUACUGUUUUGUGUUCCAUUUCCAAUAAUAAAACUUCAUUAUUGCCAUUAUUCCAAAAA
Messenger RNA from Crotalus tigris (Tiger rattlesnake), 2466 nucleotides. It is a transcript of the gene CLDN18, whose product is annotated as claudin 18. NCBI's taxonomy places the organism in Eukaryota, Metazoa, Chordata, Lepidosauria, Squamata, Viperidae. The transcript has 5 exons. Gene Ontology annotation, cellular component: bicellular tight junction; plasma membrane. Bases 97 to 834 code for a protein of 245 amino acids. The record is from RefSeq and is a predicted model, not a curated record. Gene Ontology annotation, molecular function: structural molecule activity. Gene Ontology annotation, biological process: bicellular tight junction assembly; cell adhesion.